AUGAUCAGUAUAAUGGUCGUAUGUUUAGAUUCUGAAUAUGAAAGUCAAUGUCCAUUAGUAGGUAUCAGAAUUUUGAGAAGUCUUUCAAUUAUACCAAUUAUGAAUGAAGUGAAAAAGUCUAUUAUUCCAAUGAUCAAAGAGUUGCCUCCAAAAUGGAUUAGACCUUUAAUUUUAAGUUCAUUUAUGAUGGCUAUUGCUUUGAUAAUCUCUUUGAUUUACACUCUUCUGUAAAUUAUUAUACAAUUAAUUUAUAUAGUAAGAUCACAUUAAGUUUAUUGAUGAACCUAUUGUAUAUUAUAUUAAUAGUACUUAUUCUAUUAAUUAGCUUUGGUAUUAUUAAGAAUACAAUACAUAUUCCAUAAAAUUUAUAAUAAUACUUUGAGUAUAUAAAAUUUAUAUAUAAAUGA
Molecule: messenger RNA, 407 nt
Organism: Paramecium primaurelia
Lineage: Eukaryota; Ciliophora; Oligohymenophorea; Peniculida; Parameciidae
Source: the annotation of a GenBank genome assembly